Molecule: messenger RNA, 2047 nt
Organism: Chiloscyllium plagiosum (whitespotted bambooshark)
Lineage: Eukaryota; Metazoa; Chordata; Chondrichthyes; Orectolobiformes; Hemiscylliidae
Source: RefSeq, a predicted model, not a curated record
AGGGAUUCUGUGAUUCUGUGCUUUCAACCUCAAUGGGUUUUUAUUUUCAAUAAAACAAAAUCCAGAAAGCCUGUCGCAUCUUUCAAUGCCAAACACUUCACUCAGAGUCUCUCGAGAAGUGGCCAAGUGCCCCAUCAAUGACAACAGGCGCCCAAUGCGCCUGCGCCGGCUCUGGCUGCCUUCUCCGCAUGCGCGGGCCUGGCCGUCGGGGCGGCCUAAGCAAGACGCGAGUACCAGAAAGAAAGGACCUGCAAUCGGGAGAUUCAAAACCAACUCAACAUCACAUCCCAAAUAUGUUCGUGUCACUCAAUUCUUCAGGAGUUCAGUCCUUGAAUGGGGAAGGAAAAAAGUUUGUUCUAUCUGUGAGAAAAUAUUUCUAACAUCACUCUGACUGGAAAAGUACCACGAUACACAUAUACCUGAGUGACUGUUUUCCAGUGAACUGUCUGCAGAAAGAGCUUUAAUCUGUUAACACAUCCUGGAAAGAAAUCACAGCAAGGAGAGGCCAUACAUGUGUUCCAUAUGUGGACAAGGCUUAUGUUGGCCAUCAAACCUACAGAGAACACACGCACAUGCUCACCAUGGAGAAACCAUGUAAAUGUGGUGAUUGCGGGAAGGGAUUCAGUUACCCAUCCCAACUAGAAACUCAUCGACGCAGUCACACGGGGGAGAGGCCGUUUACCUGUACCCUUUGUAGGAAAGGAUUUGCUUUGUCAUCCAGCCUGCAGUUACACCAGCGUGUUCACAGUGAUGAGCGACCUUUCAAAUGCACUUACUGUGGGGACUGCUUUAAAAUCUCUGCCGAUCUCAUUAAACACCAGCUCGUUCACACUGACGAGAGGCCAUUCGGAUGCUCUUACUGUGAGAAGAGAUUCAGACAGUCAUCUCACCUCAUUCAACACCAGCGGGUUCACACAGGCGAGAGGCCUUACACCUGCUCCGUGUGCGGGAAGGGAUUCACCCACGCCUCUAACCUCCGGACGCACCAGCGGGUUCACACCGGGGAGAAGCUGUUCACUUGCUCAGUGUGUGGGAAGGGAUUCACGCAAUCAUCCAACCUCCGGACCCACCAGCGGGUUCACACCGGGGAAAGGCCAUACACCUGCUCCCGGUGUGGGAAAGGGUUCACUAAUUCAUCCCACCUUCUGACGCACCAACUCGUCCACUUUGAUAAGAGAGCUUUCAAGUGUCCUGACUGCGAGAAGAGCUUCAAAAGCAAAAAGGAUCUGCUGAUACACCAGCGAAUUCACACCGGGGAGAGGCCAUUUAUGUGCUCUGUGUGCGGAAAAGGAUUCACUCUGUCGUCCAACCUUCUGACCCAUCAACGCACCCACAGCGGGGAGAAGCCGUUCACCUGCUCCAUGUGUGGGAAGGGAUUCAAUCGGUCAUCGAACUUGCUGAGACAUCACCGGGUCCACACCAGCGAGAGGCCAUUCAACUGCUCGGCGUGUGGGAAGGGAUUCACUCGAUCGUCUCACCUGAUCAGACACCAGCAAGUCCAUGAAUGACUUUAGAAUGUUAUAAAUUAUAUUCCUUAUUUCCUUUUUGUUAUUCCUUCAUGGAAUGUGCAUGUUACUGGCUAGGCCAGUAUUUAUUGCCCAUCCCGUGUUGCCCUGGAGAAGCGGCCUUUUUAUGAACCAUGUGCUGCAGGAACACCUACGAUACCGUUAUGGAGGGAAUUCCGGUUUCUGACCGACAACACUAAGGGAGCCACAAUGCGGUCAGUGAUGUAGAGGAAAACUUGCAGAGGGUGGUGUUCCCUUGUACGUGCUAGUCUUGUCUAUCUCUAGCUGGAAGUGGUCAUGGAUUUGGAAAGUACUGUCGAUGGCACUUCUGCAGUGCGCCUUGUACAUGGUACAUACUUUUGCUACUGCACAUUGGAAGUGGAGGAACUAGCACCUGUUGGGUACCUGGGUAUUGCACAUGAGUAUCAGUGGUGGAGGGUGUAGAUGACUGUGGAUGUGAUGCUAGUCAAGCGGGCUGCUUUGUAGAUAGAGAUAGAGGGCAUGGAACAGACCCUUCAGUCGAGCUCAUCCAUGCCAACCAG